UUUUUUCCUUUCCUACUUUCUUCGACCGGAGUCAAUCCUGGUUUUCCUUGAGACAUCAAUUUCUCUCUAUCUUCUAUCCAUAUUUUCUAUCCUCUGGCUUCUUCUUAAACAAGUCCAACGAACGAGAUGUCGUUGCCUCUCUCUCGUGGAAUGAAGGGCGUCACUUGCCUGACCAAGGACGCUAUAGAGGUGGAAAUGCGGAGGAUGCAUAAAAACAUGCAAAAUCCUGGCCUGCAGUCCAAGGAAUACUACCCGGACAUCAACGAGACUGCCUUCACAGGAGGGAUGCAGCCAGCUAGCGGGAUUCAAGCAGGUAUGUUUGUUUUUACCUUUUUGGUGGGGGAAGUCAAGGUACUAGAGUCUUUCAGGCUAUUUCGGCUUGGAGAUAUGGCCUGAUUAGGGGAACUCAAGCAGGUGUGUUUGUUUUGACGUUUUCGUUGGGCGAAGUCAUAAGUACGCGAUAAACUACUGGAAUCGACAUAAUUUUUGAGCUGGAGGCAGAAGUGGAGUUCAACUUCUAUGUGUAUGCUCGUUCUUGAAUACCUGGUAGCCAAGAACGAGCAUACACUAGUGCAAUUCAAGUCUCAUCAAACUACAUUCUUUUCAUCACUCCCUAAUAUCUCUCCUCACAUAAAACACCACCACAACAGAAAUGGUACCUCCCCUGCAUUGGUCAGUGGACGAGCAGGUGAACGCGAACCCACCACCAGUGGAUGUUUUAAGUGAUAAUGAGAAAACGACACCUCCCCAAAAGUUGCGAAGUCCUCCAAGUUCCAAGAGGUCUAUCAUGUCUACACGAUUCUGCAUCGAUGGCUCCGAAGAUACGGGAGCGCCAAUGAAAAGAAACGUCACCGACUCCAUGCGCGAUCUAGACCACAUGAAAUCGCAUCUACACAAACUCAGUGUCGAAAGUGCGAAGGUACUUCUCGUUUGAACCUAUAUUAUCGAUUGAGCUUAUUGAUUGCCGUUGACCUCACUUACUUUGACGUUGUAUGCAGCUCAGCGACGGUGUGCACCCAUACUCAACAGAAUUUUGGAAAUACACACUUCUCAAGCAUCCACCCCACUCAUUUUCCUCACAGAUGGCCGAGCGUGAUCGCAUCGGCAUUGGUCAUGACGUCAGUGGUCCUGUUCCGCCUAUCGUGACUCAAGCCGUAAUGCCGAUCCACCAAGUUGGGCGGCCAGACCCCUCUAUCCCUAGGAACAACGCCGUCUAUUUGCCUCAGUUCGGUCCGGAUUUGAUCCCGAGAGGCGUAGGAAUCAAGCCGUCGGGCCAGAAAGGGUUUGGAGUGACCAUGUACCAUCAACUGUCGGCAGAUGAGGUGACGGAACGAAAGUGGGCUGCCAUCGCUGAGCACGAAGCGCGAAUGAGAGGCGUCACAGAAACGAUGGCCGCCAGAGGCACAUCGGCUCCACAAGAAAGUUUCCGCGCAAACUUUCGUGCCCAUUUGCUCUCAGAUCUGGGUAACGCAGGUCGACUCGUCAUCGGAGGUGGAAGCCCCCAGCGCAGUGUUAGCCCAACUCACUUUCGUGCUUCGGCAGGAGCUAGUGAACUGGAAGCAGCUGAUGUCAUGAUGAAGAUGCGGGGAAGCAAGAUUGCAGUGCCUGCAAUGAAAAGACCCGUGGAGAAAGGUAUGGCCAGCGGGGUUCACGUGCUUCGCGGUGCGGCUAGAGCACACAGCGCGAGUCUAUUGGCGAAGGCAGCAGGUUUAGGCGUUCUGGGAAUUUCCGGUAGUCCUUCGCACUCCAAGAGCCCCUCAAGAAGUAACGCCGGGUCGUUGUCUCCUGCAGCAAGGGACCGGGGAACUGGUGGAGGCGGAGUUUCUUCACCAAAUAUUCAUAAGCUACAAGCCGACAAGAGCGCACCUACGAGUCCAACGUUUCCUAAUAGUUGUGCUACUGUUAAGACUUCUACACGAAAUGCAUCUUCCCAUUCCCAAGCAUCUUGAUUCCGUUUGUCACAACGCGAAACGAGCACCAAGAUGCCCACCAAGAUGGGUUUCACUCGUCUUAGUUCUAAUGAUGGAGGUUCGUCUCCAGUCAAUACAAGAACUCAGCAGGCUCCGGAAGAUUUGAUGUCCAACGGCGAAAUUGCAAAACGCUUUUUUGGCUAUGGGCGUGAACAUGCUGCGGACGUGGUUGCACGAAAACGACGAGAACACCUAUUGGGAAUGGAUAUUACAGUUAUGGAUGGAUAGACCUAGAAGGCUGAGAUUGUUGUUUUACUUCUCGAACGAGUUAGAAAACAGGAAGUAGGUUACUUACAUUGUCUACUGGGAGAAGGACAGUGCUAUACUGUCUGUUAGUCAUUCAGUCAGUGGUGAUUCUUUAUCAUUAUCUUUUCUGACAGAUUUUUUUUAGUCAACAAGGUCGUCUGUUUCACCAUGCAGCAAUCAAUCAAUCAAUCAGUCAUCUCUGUAUCUAUCAAUUACAACAUCUGCUCUGUAUCACACUUAAAACAAGCAGAAGCACUUCUAACAACAACCAAACCGCCCAAUCUCUGAAUUGGUGGGAGGAGGACGCUGCUUUGAUUCGCAAGGACCCAGAAAUUUUUGGUUGUCUCAAACAACUAGCCGACUUCUAUUUGGGCGAAGGACUCACGCUGUCUGGCAUGCCUCGAUCCCUGGAACCUACCGUAGCGAAAUUGGCUGGGGCACUGAACAAAGACUCUCUCCAACCGGAAGUCUCCAUUGGCGUGACGUCGUCACAGGUCCAUAAAAUCAGAAAGAUGGCAGAGUGCAUGCGCUUACUGGGCAAGAAGAACAACAACACGGACGCACGGAUUGUGUCGCUGAUUUUGAAGAUAACGUGCACUUAUGGAUGCAAAAUUUCAUACAUUAGAAGUUGCUUACUUCAUCUUCAUGCUCAUUUGGAAGGAUGAGGUUUAGAUUUUUGCAGCAGACGGUCAGAUCAUUGUAAUAUUGACUCGAAAUAAUGAGAGGUUCCUUAAGAUGAAUUUAGAGCUCGGUCUCUUCGAGCUCACAAAAAGCGCCUAAAGCUAAAAUGUGAUUGACCCUUCCUUUUUCCAUUCCCAACAAAACUUCCCCGCCUCUUCUCCCACUUCUAAUAUCCACGACUCUUAAAAAGAGGUGCCCAACAGGGAAUUCAGUUCUCGCAUGUCCUCAAAUGCCUGCAGAGGAUUGCAAUAGAGGUCAGCGACAGUCGAAACCAUAAUGUCGACGGCUGUCAAGGUGUAGAAGUGAGUCCGAGACUGAUCGGUCUCUUUGCACAACUUGCACAUGAAGUACGAAGGCUGAACACCGAAGCAGUGAGCGCGGCGCUUAGCUCUCACGAUCAACUGUUGGCGCCAGAUAGCAUGCAAUCGAUAAAAGUCCUAGCGGAGGAGAUGGCCAAGAAGUCGGAUGAAAUCACUGGGAAAGAACUCUAUCAAAAAGUACUACUAGAUUUUAGAAUCUGUGUGAAGAUCUCGAAUUACUCAUCUCCAAUCAAUUUCAUAACAUUGAGUGUCGUCCUACUACAGCAACUCAUUCUUCACAGUCUAGAUUCUUCAUCUUCUUCAUCAUAGCUAGCCUAAUAUCCGUCACUGUAACUAGCCUAAAAAACUACUUUUGUGUCUCUCUUUCCUCACUUUUAGGCAUGGAAAGCGAAGAUCGAUGCCGUAUUCGACGAGAUGGACAAGGACGGUUCCGGCUUCGUAUCCCGCGACGAACUCGAAAAAAUGUACAAACCCAAAGUCGCAGAUCGUACCAAGUUAAGGCUUUCCACCAAAUUUCAUAAGAUCAAAUACAUCUGCUCUGGGGUCGUUACAACUUUAAUCUAUAGUAUUACAUAUUCCAGUACUAAACCAUCCCUGGAUUUUUGUUUCUCGAAGAGAAUAACCUCCUCUAACCAAGAAAUUCCUCGUAGAGGAAAUGCUAGAACGCGCUGAUGCAUCGGGAGACAAGAGGAUUUCCUACGCAGAAUGGAUCUGCUACUUGAGUCAGGCGGAAUCGAGCGGAAAGUAUUCAAUUGAGGAGUUGCAGGUUGAGUUGGGGUUUUUCCUGAAGGGCACGGGAGCAAGCAGACUAGAAAGCUUAGGUACUAUGGCGGCUUGAUGAUUACGCGGAAGGCUAGAUGAUAGCCUAGAUACUAUGGCGGCUAGAAAGCCUCGAUACCUACGGGGAAGGUUUGUCUGUAUUGAAAAUAGAAGAGCCUAGAUGAAAUGAACAAGCUCAUUGUACUAGAGUUGAAAAUAACUCGACAAGGGAAGGUGUGUGAAAAUCAUUACGAUGAGCAAGUAAAACAAUGUUCAUUGCAGGACGUACAUAAUGCACGUGAUGGAUCCAUUUGAAAAAUUUGUUUUGAGCUAGAUGUGUCUGAGGAGUGAGGACCGUUGUAAGAUAUGCUAAACUGAUUUCUUUGUAUUUAAUCAAGUAAAAAAUUGUAACUGUAAAAUAUGUGAGGCCACUUUAGAUACCGGGAGAUGUGAAUCGUUACUCUUUGAUAUAAUUUGGGGACAAAUGGCACAUAUUAUUAAGAGCUCGGCAUGACAUUUUAAGCAUUCGAUUCGGAAAAAAAAACACAAAAAUGUACCAUGCAUUGGCACUACCACUGGGUAAAAUUGUCAUUUUUUUUUUAACCAUUGACGUCACUAAAUUCAACAUUGGCUUUCAGAAUGAACGGGCAUUUUCGGACUCUGAAUUUGACUGCAAUACUUGUAUCUCUAUCUCCUUCCAGACGUCAGCGAUGUACAGAAGGGGACUUGAAGAUUGACUUUAUGACGCAUAGCAAUUGCCGUACGCCCAUCGGCUAAAGCCUUGUGGACCGAUAUCACUAAUCUCGCAGUCGAAGAUUUUGUCGCG
This is a messenger RNA of Amoebophrya sp. A25, 4802 nucleotides long. The record is from the annotation of a GenBank genome assembly. Lineage: Eukaryota; Dinophyceae; Syndiniales; Amoebophryaceae.